Molecule: messenger RNA, 2439 nt
Organism: Cherax quadricarinatus
Lineage: Eukaryota; Metazoa; Arthropoda; Malacostraca; Decapoda; Parastacidae
Gene: LTV1
Product: LTV1 ribosome biogenesis factor
Biological process (GO): ribosomal small subunit export from nucleus; ribosomal small subunit biogenesis
Cellular component (GO): preribosome, small subunit precursor; cytosol; nucleus
Source: RefSeq, a predicted model, not a curated record
GUGCCCUGGGCGGCCGCCAGGUGGCUGACUGCAGCAGCAGUGCCCUGGGCGGCCGCCAGGUGGCUGACUGCAGCAGCAGUGCCCUGGGCGGCCGCCAGGUGGCUGACUGCAGCAGCAGUGCCCUGGGCGGCCGCCAGGUGGCUGACUGCAGCAGCAGUGCCCUGGGCGGCCGCCAGGUGGCUGCACUUGCCAGUAAACACAACGUGUGCAGGCAAAUAAUGGGUAAGAAGGGCAAAAGAUUCAUCGAUAAACGACGCGAUGCCUUGCACAUGUUUAAGGUUGUGCCUCGCAGUCAGCGAGAUCCGCUGAUUGCCGAUGAGACUGCUCCACAAGCAGUCCUACAGCCAACUGAAGAGACCCCUCAGAAAGCAGAGCAGCAGAAGUAUGGAAUCUUCUUCGAUGAUGACUACAACUACCUGCAGCACUUGAAAGGUGUUCGUGAAGCUGUUAAUUGGGAUGAAGAGGAACUGGAGGUGUACACCAUUCGAAGAGAAGAUCCCCAGUUGGGUAAGAAAGAGUUGCGUGGCAAGAAACUCUUGUUGCCAUCCUCAGCAUUCGAGUCUUUCAUAGAGGAACCCAUAGGACUUUUAAACAAAGCUGCCCCUGUCACAGGUCCUCGGCCCGAGUUAGAUCCAGAUGUUGUGGCUGGGUUAGAUGAUGACUUUUUUGAUGAAUCAGAGGUUCAAAAUCCUGAUGACGACGACGCUCUUCCGGACAACUUUGUAGUUAUGCUCAACUCUGAAAAUCCUAUUCAUGAAUUAGAGGAUGAUGGAGAAUGGGAAGAUUGUGAAGAUGACGAUGAUAUUUGGGGAAAUAGUAGGGAACAAGAUGGAGAAAUGCCAGGACUGGAAGAAGUAGAUAGUGGCUUACAGUAUCUUCCUUCUUUGUCUAAGCUCAGUGCAUAUAGAGAGAGAGCACAGGAUGAAGGGUAUGAUGCUGAUGAAGAAGAACGAGACUUCAGUAGCGAUUUCAACGACAGCGAUGAUGAAGCAAGGGAUGAUAUUUGCAGCCUUGAUGGUCCAUCCAGAACCUUCAGAGAUGAAGAGACUAAAUCUCACUUCACAAAUUAUUCACUCUCAUCAUCAGUCCUCCAGAGAAAUGAGUUACUCUCCACAUUAGAUGACUGCUUUGAGGAGAAGUUUAUUCGAGAGUACCAAGACGAGCAUGUUGGAGCCUUAGAUGGUGAAGAUAUUGAAGGGUUCAUAGGAGAGGAGUCUCCUCUUUUCCAGCAGGUUUUGGAACAGUCGCACAAGCAGCUGCAAGAAGACUCUGAGGAUGACCGCACAAGGAUCAUAAAGUGGAUUAAAGACAUGCAAGAGAGACGAAGUAACGUCAAGGAGGAGAAAGACGAGUUGGAGAUUUCAGAUGAUGAACCUAGGGAGAAAUGGGACUGUGAAACCAUUCUGACAACUAAUUCAACUCUUUAUAACCACCCCCGGACUAUUACUGAUCCACCACGCCGCAAGAAGAUUGCAGUUGAUCCCCGAACUGGUAUUCCAAUAGAUCAUGGAGUUGGUGGAUUGACAAGAAGGAACCUAGCCCAACAUGACAAAGUUGGGGGUACAGAUGAUGCACAAGUUGAUACUCAGACAUUGAUUACAAGUAUGUCGGCAAUCUCCAUCCGUCCCCCUGGAGAGACCUCUGAUGAGCGGAGGUUUAGGAAGAAAGCUUUAAAGGAACUUCGAAGGGUAAGACAAAGGAAAGACGUGUGGAAAAGAAACUGAAUAGAGCGGCUUUCAAGGACGAAAGGAGGCGACAGGAAAAGAUACUUAUGAACAAUAAAUAUAAUAAUAAAAUAUCUUUGGUGUAAGUGCUUUUCUUGCAUCUAGAAUAAUUUUCCUUUAUUUUUACAUAGGCUUUCAACACUUUCUAUGCUUAUCAGAUGUUAAUAAUAUUAUAUUUGUUGCUCUUUAUAUUGCAAUUUAUUACCUAGGUGUGUGAUCUGCAAUGAACCAGAGAAAUAUUAUGGAAGUUGUGGAAAUAUAGUGUCCAGUGUGAGUGUAUUUGAGAAAGGAACUUACCAGUAUCCUCAUAGUUCAAGAAAACUUGUGACCAAUUUAAGGCCUCCAGCUGAUUAAUAUUGUUAAUCAUUUGGAGCUUUGGGGUUGGCUAGUGAAUACUGUAUCCAAUAAACUUAUUAAUCCAGUUGCUAAGCAAAUGCUGUUUAUGCCACUAACUUGUUUGCACGAAAUAUAUUCAGCAGUAAGUCUCAAUUUUUGCAUGUUUCAUUCCAUUAUCGCCAAAAACAAAAUACCUUGAUAUAUCUUGUUUUGCAUACCACGUGUAUUUAACUAGGAGUUUUCAAUAUUAAAUUGUUUGUGCAACGGUCUUCAGUUUUAUUUUAUAAUCUCAACAUUACUCUGUAGAACUGCACACCAUAUACCAUCUCGAAUAUUUAUCUGUAUGUUCUGCCAAUAUACCAAAUAUUAUGAAUAUUAA